Raphanus sativus (radish) is the source of this 1658-nucleotide messenger RNA. RefSeq lists its product as uncharacterized. Gene Ontology annotation, biological process: translation. Gene Ontology annotation, cellular component: ribosome. Lineage: Eukaryota; Viridiplantae; Streptophyta; Magnoliopsida; Brassicales; Brassicaceae. Gene Ontology annotation, molecular function: structural constituent of ribosome. The record is from RefSeq and is a predicted model, not a curated record. The coding region runs from base 175 to 1032 and encodes 285 amino acids. The transcript is spliced from 9 exons.
UACGAUGCGAUCUCAUCUUGUUAUAUUUAAUUUUUUUGUCCCAAAUAAGAAAAUAAUUGUUGGCGAUUGAGUCAGCGACAUGACAUGACAUGUUCAUCAUUUUCUUACAACCACAUUUUCUUUUGAAUCUCGCCAUUUUUUUCAGACAAAGACUAUUGUUUGUCUGCGUAAGGGAUGAAGCAAUCGUCAUGGGCCUGCACAAUCUUCAUCCAAUUAUCGCUCUGUCUCAUCGUCUAUGCGUCUCUGCAUUUUGGUCACCAAUCUUUGUCAUCAAGCAACUACGGUGACAAUGCCGGAGCUCUAGAUCUCCAUUUCAUCUCCGUCUCCGGUGGAUUCAGGCCUCUUCACCGUCAAACUCGUCUUCUCCGAUUGAUGGAGAGAGUUGCGGAAACUUACAAGGCUAAAUUUGUGGUGAGGACAAGUGAGCAUGGAGAAGGAGAUCUACUCCUGCUAAAUGAUACUCGAGUCUCCUCUUCACUGAAACUUCCAUGGUACACUAUGAAGAAAGGAUCUGGGAGUUUCAGAGAGCAAAUAAGAUUGCCUUUUGGUGGAUCCUUGGAUGUUGUUUUCCUAGACACUGGCUCGUUACAGAAGCAAAUGAUGAGUGGAGCAUUGAAUGGGUCGAUGAUCAGCCAAUUAAAAGAACUUACAAAGAUUCUAAAAGCAGCAGAUGGAGACUGGCGCAUUGUGGUCGGAGCAGACCCGUUAUUCGCCCAUACACUAAGUAAUGGUCCGGAGGAAGGCAAGAGAGUUGCAAAGACAUUUCAACAAAUCACCAUCAAAUAUGGAGUGAACAUGUAUAUAAGCGAAAAGGGCUGUACCAUCGGAGCCAACGAAGAUAGCUUCACUUGCAUUAUGGUUCCCAAUAAAUCAGAGAACCAAGGUUCAACUAAUGAUAGUAAGAGGGAAGUGGAAGAUGGGUUUCUUCUUCACAGAGUUAGCUUCUCAGAGUUUGUUACUUAUACUAUCAACUUAUCAGGACAAGUCAUAGACACAAGAAUCAUUAAGCAGAAGGGCAAAGAGUCCAUCUAAGUUUUUUUUCAUACUCUUAUGUGUCUUUUACCCUCUCCAUUGUUGUAAACUCUGUAAAGCACCAGCAUUCUUUAUUCUUCCUCUAGUGACCGGAAUACCCUUUCACCGUUCAGAGUCUCAGGUCAAUAGUCUGAGGGUGAAACUGGAAAUUGCAAGCUAGAAAAAGUAGUAUAAAAGGAGUGACCGUUAGGGUUUUUGCAGACUCAUUAGUUUAAGUAUGAGGUUCUGCUCCUGGAGGGUCUCGACAUGGCGGCUGUAUGUGGCCUCGCCGUCGUUUUCCUCCGGUGGAAGCGGACGCCGAUGAUUUCAAAUCUUUCUUGAUGAGCCACUUUUACAAGUGGUGGAUGAAUCAUUUAAAAUAAUAUUCUCCAUGGCCAUCACCACUACUCUGUCUUCCUCGCUUUCACAUCAUUCCUUCCUUGGAUUCUUUUUCUUUUUCUUUUUUUUUUUAUAUAAGGUUUCACUCUUCUUCUUCUUCUUCUUGGGAGACUAUGAUGAUUCUUUAAGAAGUCAAUAGACCAGACUGUGUGGUGGUAACACUCUUUUACAUGGCGGGGCUAUAAUAGCAGCCAUUGCGGAAGAGUUUUACCCUCUAAUAUGUCUGAGAAAAGGCGAAUCUGAGUCCU